AUGUCUCAUUUGCAAUAUAUGCCCGGAGACCCUCGGCUGGUGGAUCAAUUGGUUUACGAAUUAAAAUCAAAAGGCAUUUUUGAUCAGUUCCGCAAAGACUGCAUUGCAGAUGUUGACACGCGACCAGCUUAUCAGAACUUAAGGCAGAGAGUCGAGAACUCAGUAUCAACAUUUCUAUCACGACAGACUUGGCAGCCAGAUUUGAACAAGAAUCAACUAAGAGAGAAGUUGAGGAAACAUAUUCUAGAUGGCAAUUACUUAGAGCAAGGCGUCGAAAGAAUCGUGGACCAAGUGGUUAAUCCGAAAGUUGCAUCCGUCUUUAUACCUAAGGUUGAAGAUCUUGUGUAUAAUUAUUUAGGUAUAACUAAGAAAAAAUCACCGGUACCAGAAACAUCGAAUGGGAAAAUUGAGGAUUUACUGCCGAAUGAUUUAGAGGCGGUAAGUCCAGGGUCUGUGAAUGAAGAUAAGAAUGAAUCUAUGGAAGUUGAUGGAAAGGAAAACUCUGAAAUGGAAAUUGAUGAAGUUAAACAGAAUUCUGAUGUCAUAGAUAACGUUCAGUCUGAAACCUGUGAAGAAACAACUGCCGAUAUUCUACUACCGCCCGAUGUUAUUAGCGAUGACAAAAUAGAAAUACCUCUACCGGCAGAGGAAAUAAAAAUGGAGAAUAUACCAGAACCGAAGAAAAUGGAAGUGGAAAAAAUAGAACUGCCAAAAGAACCGAUUAUAUCCACCGAUAUACCAUUACCUGAUGAUAUACCUAAGGAAGAAAAAGAUGAUUACUUCAAACCAAUCAAUAGUGACGAUGAUGACUCAAGUUCCGAUUCAUCCAUCAUACGAAACAUGUCACCAUUAACACCCAUCAGAAAUUAUAAUAAUGAAAAUUCAUAUGACGCGCAGCAGGCCUUCGAAAAUGACUCAGUUGAAGAUAAAACUGACGAAAAAAAAGAACCUAAUAUAUUUAGAUUCACAAUCGAAGCAAAGUCUCCCGAAAAUAGCUCAGAUGUUGUUAAAUCUGAGAAAAAACAGUCGGAUAAUAAUCUAGCUUACCGGUUCAAUAAUCAAGUGAACAUUAAUACACCUGUUUACGAAGAUAGCUCCAAUAGCAAUAUUCUUCACAUAGAUUAUGAAAGUGAUGCUAAUAGCAAAGCAAAUAUCGACAACAAAGUAAUCGAAAAUGAUCAAAAUUCAAAAGACUCUAAAAGAGAAAGUAAAUCUGAAGAAAAGAGAAAUAGUCAUAAAAGUUCCCAUCGCUCACAUAAACAAUCGAGCAGCAAGGAAAAACGAUCAGAUUCAAAAUCAUCAAGCUUAAAAGACAGUCGUCAAGAUAAAAGUAAAUCUUCCAAAGAUGAUUCUAAAUCAAAAUCCAGUGACAAAGAAAGGUCCAGAGACAGAAGUGACAAAAAAGACAGCAGAGAUUCAUCUAGACAUAGAAGUUCACAUAAAAGCCACAAGGAUUCAAAAUCACAUAGAAGCUCCAGCUCAAGUCAAAGACAUUCAAGCAAAAGCGACGAUAAAAAGACAUCUAGUCAAAAAGAAAGAGAAAGAGACAGAAGCGAUAAAUCAAAAGAUUCUAAAUCGAGUUCUCAAAGGUCAGACAAGGAUAGAAAGAGUAGCAGUAAAAACGAGAAAAGCAAAAGCAAACACGACGAUAAAGAUAAGGACAAAAAAAAUAAAAAGGAUACAGAUGACCAUUACAGUGUGUCAGGACGAGGGAACCCAAAUAGACGUUCAACAGACAGAGACUCAAACGAUGGGAGCUCCUCUUCAAAAGGAUCUCACAAUCCAUCAAGUUCUAAAUCUACGAAUGGAAAAAAAGAUAGUAAAAGUAGUUCCAAAUCAGAAACUACAUCGACUAGCGGAGAAUCAACUAGUCCCAGUGAUAAAGAAAAUGUUGUACACGAAGGAACUACAGCCAAGGAUUUAUUACAACACAAACCUAUAGUCAGGAUUGAGGGUCGACUUGAAACACCGAUGGCCUCCCCGCCAAGACUUCCGUUUGUACCUGACGUGACGAUUAGAAAACCGAAGUUCGCAGCCAAUUUGGAAGAAGCGAAACGUCUCAUGAAGAUGAGGAAAUUUUUAGAUGAAGAACAGAAACGAAUGAACCAGGAAGCAGCUUUACUUCUUGAAUUCCAAGCUAAUGUUAGACCGAGUUUGAGCCAAGUAUACUCUAAUAUACCCGGACCGGAAUUGGAGUUCGCUUGUAUCAUGAAUUCCAGACACACUCAAGAAGAAAUACAAGAUAAUGAUAAUAAAAAUAAUGUACAGGAACCACAUUAUACAAACAAUCAGUUACUGACCGUGCUUAAUAAUGAAUAUGAGGAUGAGAAAUCUGAUAUGGAAGUGCGAGCAACGACGAGUACUGAACCUAUAGCCAUAGAAGUUAACAAAGGUGAACCUACGCCCACACUAUCACAGAAUAUUCAAGAUGAUAUAUAUCGUGCUGUGAACGAAAAUAUUGAAGAUGAACACGUAGAAAAUAGUUCUACUAUACAUAAUACUCAAACCAAUACAGAUAAAAAAGAAAUAAAAUAUAUAGACGAGGAAAACUUAAGAUAUUUCAAUAAAAAUGAACAGUACGACGCAGAAAUUGAAAUAGCCAAAUUCACGUCAUUCUUCAUUGAAUACAAAGAGAAGACGAUUAGUGAUAAAUUAUAUUUAAUUAACUGCGAUCCGUACGAAGAGAAUAUAGUUCGCGACGUGUCCAAAAAGUUUGGGAAGUUUGAAAUAGUGAACUACAUUAAAAACGGUCAUCUCAAGUUACCAGCAACAAACGUAGUGAAGAACGUCAAUAUAUCCACAGAAAUAUCUUUACCCAUUGAAGCUGACUUCGAAAUGAACGGCUCAGAAAGUCCUAAAUCACAGAUAUUUAGUCCGGGGAAAUCUGAAUGUUCGUUUGACCUAUCUAGCGAUUAUGACGCGAAAUUAACGGAAAUGGUCAACAAAACAUCUAGACAGGAAGUCAUGGAGAUUAUAUUAGGCAGUGCUCUAGAUUCAUCUACGAAGAUGCCGACAAUAGAUUACUUUACGGACUCAAACAUAGAAGCCUUCGAGAACAGUAUGAAACGAAAAAUGAGCGAAGAAACGACUGUCAAUAAUAAUAUACACGUAUUAACGCCGAAUAAAAUAAGAAAAUUGAGUACGGAUCAAAUAACAUCUACCACUGAAGAAAUAGAAGAAAUCCCAACAAACAAAUCAAACUGCACGCGAUCCAAAUAUUUAGGCAAAGCUAGAAGGGUGGGUCUGCCUAGACCGAGGAAAACAUUGCUCCCAAACAGUCCUUCAAGCGACAAGUCGGUUGAAAAUUACGAACAGAACACGCCAACACAGUCACCCAACGGAAAAAUAAAACGCAACAAAGUACAAAGAUACGACACAUCCGACCUCUACAAACCUAAACUACACUUCCUAUCACGAAGAAAUCAUCAUAUUACUUAA
Messenger RNA from Danaus chrysippus (African queen), 3438 nucleotides. The record is from the annotation of a GenBank genome assembly. NCBI's taxonomy places the organism in Eukaryota, Metazoa, Arthropoda, Insecta, Lepidoptera, Nymphalidae.